Messenger RNA from Thlaspi arvense, 951 nucleotides. Lineage: Eukaryota; Viridiplantae; Streptophyta; Magnoliopsida; Brassicales; Brassicaceae. The record is from the annotation of a GenBank genome assembly.
AUGGAUAAGAGCUGUAACUCAUCCGGCGAUUCAUCCGCCGUAUCCGCCUCCGCGACGAGUAGUACCGGUAACAAUACAGGGAACAGAGAUCAUUACCUGAGACAACUCAAUAAGCUCUCUCAUAAGAUAUCGAAACCGGCAGCAAACUCCUCCUCUUCCACCGUGAACCGUGAAAUUGAUCACCAAUCGCUUCCUCCUCCGCCUUCUGCGAUUAAUCAGGGGAAUCUCCACCAGCAUCAGCCUCCAGUUUACAAUAUCAACAAGAACGAUUUUAGGGAUGUUGUUCAGAAACUCACCGGCUCGCCUGCGCAUGAACGGAUCUCUGCUCCGCCGCAGCAGCCGGUUCACCACCCUAGGCCUCAACAGAGUUCGCGUCUACACAGGAUCCGUCCUCCUCCGUUGGCUCACGUUAUCAAUCGCCCUCCUGGUUUGCUAAAUGACGCUCUUAUCCCUCCAGGUGCUCAGCAUAUGAACCCUAAUCAUCAUAACUGGUCCGGCGGAUUUGUCCCCCGACCGACGGCGCCGCUUUCUCCUCUCCCACCAUUUCCUCCAGUUCACGCGGCGGCGGAAUCUCCGGUCUCUUCCUACAUGCGGUACCUUCAGAACUCGAUGUUCGCAAUCGAUUCGAAUCGGAAAGAGUUCUCUGGUUUAUCGCCGUUAGCGCCUUUGGUCUCACCACGCUGGUACCAACAACAACAGGAAAACGCUCCGCCGCCGCAAAAUAACAGUCGCCCUCCACAUCCUCCUCCUCCCGCGGCUCCGGGAACAGUCUCGCAGGCGGCGCCGACAUCGAUUCCGGCGCCACAAUCGUUCGGAUGUUUAAAUUCGCCCAAAUCACCAUACGGAUUACUCUCACCGAGCAUACUCUUAUCGCCAACACCAGGUCAAUUAGGGUUUCCGUCAUCUCCGACUACUGUGCCGCUUCCUAGCCCCAAGUUCAAAGGUCAUUGA